This is a messenger RNA of Acanthosepion pharaonis, 21786 nucleotides long. The record is from the annotation of a GenBank genome assembly. Lineage: Eukaryota; Metazoa; Mollusca; Cephalopoda; Sepiida; Sepiidae.
AUGCUGUUGUUGUAUCUGUUCUGGGCUGGGCCGGGCCGAUUCCUACCCGCUGCUUGGACAGCUCGCCUUGGCGGAAAUGCUGUUGUUGUAUCUGUUCUGGGCUGGGGCCGGGCCGAUUCCUACCCGCUGCUUGGACAGCUCGCCUUGGCGGAAAUGCUGUUGUUGUAUCUGUUCUGGGUGGGCCGGGCCGAUUCCUACCUGCUGCUUGGACAGCUCGCCUUGGCGGAAAUGCUGUUGUUGUAUCUGUUCUGGGCUGGGCCGGGCCGAUUCCUACCCGCUGCUUGGACAGCUCGCCUUGGCGGAAAUGCUGUUGUUGUAUCUGUUCUGGGCUGGGCCGGGCCGAUUCCUACCCGCUGUUUGGACAGCUCGCCUCGGCGGAAAUGCUGUUGUUGUAUCUGUUCUGGGCUGGGCCGGGCCGAUUCCUACCCGCUGCUUGGACAGCACGUCUUGGCGGAAAUGCUGUUGUUGUAUCUGUUCUGCGCCGGGCCGGGCCGAUUCCUACCCGCUGCUUGGACAGCUCGCCUUGGCGGAAAUGCUGUUGUUGUAUCUGUUCUGGGCCGGGCCGGGCCGAUUCCUACCCGCUGCUUGGACAGCUCGCCUUGGCGGAAAUGCUGUUGUUGUAUCUGUUCUGGGUCGGGCCAGGCCGAUUCCUACCCGCUGCUUGAUCGCCUUGGCGGAAAUGCUGUUGUUGUAUCUGUUCUGGGUGGGCCGGGCCGAUUCCUACCUGCUGCUUGGACAGCUCGCCUUGGCGGAAAUGCUGUUGUUGUUGUUCUGUUCUGGGCUGGGCCAGGCCGAUUCCUACCCGCUGCUUGGACAGCUCGCCUUGGCGGAAAUGCUGUUGUUGUAUCUGUUCUGGCUCGCCUUGGCGGAAAUGUUGUUGUAUCUGUUCUGGGUUGGGCCGGGCCGAUUCCUACCCGCUGCUUGGACAGCUCGCCUUGGCGGAAAUGCUGUUGUUGUAUCUGUUCUGGGCUGGGCCGGGCCGAUUCCUACCCGCUGCUUGGACAGCUCGCCUUGGCGGAAAUGCUGUUGUUGUAUCUGUUCUGGGCUGGGCCGGGCCGAUUCCUACCCGCUGCUUGGACAGCUCGCCUUGGCGGAAAUGCUGUUGUUGUAUCUGUUCUGGGUCUGGCCAGGCCGAUUCCUACCCGCUGCUUGGACAGCUCGCCUUGGCGGAAAUGCUGUUGUUGUAUCUGUUCUGGUCGGGCCAGGCCGAUUCCUACCCGCUGCUUGGACAGCUCGCCUUGGCGGAAAUGCUGUUGUUGUAUCUGUUCUGGGUCUGGGCCGGGCCGAUUCCUAUCCGCUGCUUGGAUAGCUCGCCUUGGCGGAAAUGCUGUUGUUGUAUCUGUUCUGGGUCGGGCCAGGCCGAUUCCUACCCGCUGCUUGGACAGCUCGCCUUGGCGGAAAUGCUGUUGUUGUAUCUGUUCUGGGCUGGGCCGGGCCGAUUCCUACCUGCCGCUUGGACAGCUCGCCUUGGCGGAAAUGCUGUUGUUGUAUCUGUUCUGGGCUGGGCCGGGCCGAUUCCUACCCGCUGCUUGGACAGCUCGCCUUGGCGGAAAUGCUGUUGUUGUAUCUGUUCUGGGUCGGGCCAGGCCCCUGAUUCCUCGCCUUGGCGGAAAUGCUGUUGUUGUAUCUGUUCUGGGCUGGGCCGGGCCGAUUCCUACCGCUGCUUGGACAGCUCGCCUUGGCGGAAAUGCUGUUGUUGUAUCUGUUCUGGGCUGGGCCGGGCCGAUUCCUACCCGCUGCUUGGACAGCUCGCCUUGGCGGAAAUGCUGUUGUUGUAUCUGUUCUGGGCCGGGCCGGGCCGAUUCCUACCCGCUGCUUGGACAGCUCGCCUUGGCGGAAAUGCUGUUGUUGUAUCUGUUCUGGGCUGGGCCGGGCCGAUUCCUACCCGCUGCUGGACGGCUCGCCUUGGCGGAAAUGCUGUUGUUGUAUCUGUUCUGGGCUGGGCCGGGCCGAUUCCCACCCGGUUUGGACAGCUCGCCUUGGCGGAAAUGCUGUUGUUGUAUCUCCUGGGCCGGGCCGAUUCCCUACCCGCUGCUUGGACAGCUCGCCUUGGCGGAAAUGCUGUUGUUGUAUCUGUUCUGGGUCGGGCCAGGCCGAUUCCUACCCGCUGCUUGGACAGCUCGCCUUGGCGGAAAUGCUGUUGUUGUAUCUGUUCUGGGUCGGGCCAGCUGCUUGGACAGCUCGCCUUGGCGGAAAUGCUGUUGUUGUAUCUGUUCUGGGCUCGGGCCAGGCCGAUUCCUACCCGCUGCUUGGACAGCUUGCCUUGGCGGAAAUGCUGUUGUUGUAUCUGUUCUGGGUCGGGCCAGGCCGAUUCCUAACCGCUGCUUGGAUAGCUCGCCUUGGCGGAAAUGCUGUUGUUGUAUCUGUUAUGGGCUGGGCCAGGCCGAUUCCUACCCGCUGCUUGGACAUCUUGCCUUGGCGGAAAUGCUGUUGUUGUAUCUGUUCUGGGCUGGGCCGGGCCGAUUCCCGCUGCCCGCUGCUUGGACAGCUCGCCUUGGCGGAAAUGCUGUUGUUGUAUCUGUUCUGGGCUGGGCCGGGCCGAUUCCUACCUGCCGCUUGGACAGCUCGCCUUGGCGGAAAUGCUGUUGUUGUAUCUGUUCUGGGUCGGGCCAGGCCGAUUCCUACCCGCUGCUUGGACAGCUCGCCUUGGCGGAAAUGCUGUUGUUGUAUCUGUUCUGGGCUGGCCGCCGAUUUCCUACCCGCUGUUUGGACAGCUCGCCUUUCCCUGGCGGAAAUGCUGUUGUUGUAUCUGUUCUGGGUCGGGCCAGGCCGAUUCCUACCGCUGCUUGGACAGCUCGCCUUGGCGGAAAUGCUGUUGUUGUAUCUGUUCUGGGCUGGGCCGGGCCGAUUCCUACCCUUGCUGCUCGCCUGGACAGCUCUGGGCCUUCCUACCCGGCGGAAAUCGCUGUUGUUGUAUCUGUUCUGGGCUGGGCCGGGCCGAUUCCUACCCGCUGCUUGGACAGCUCGCCUUGGCGGAAAUGCUGUUGUUGUAUCUGUUCUGGGUCUGGGCCGGGCCGAUUCCUACCCGCUGCUUGGACAGCUCGCCUUGGCGGAAAUGCUGUUGUUGUAUCUGUUCUGGGCUGGGCCGGGCCGAUUCCUACCCGCUGCUUGGACAGCUCGCCUUGGCGGAAAUGCUGUUGUUGUAUCUGUUCUGGGUCGGGCCAGGCCGAUUCCUACCCGCUGCUUGGACAGCUCGCCUUGGCGGAAAUGCUGUUGUUGUAUCUGUUCUGGGCUGGGCCGGGCCGAUUCCUACCGCUGGCUCGAUUGGCGGAAAUGCUGUUGUUGUAUCUGUUCUGGGCUGGGCCAGGCCGAUUCUUGGACAGCUCGCCUUGGCGGAAAUGCUGUUGUUGUAUCUUUUCUGGGUCCGGGCCAGGCCGAUUCCUACCCGCUGCUUGGACAGCUCGCCUUGGCGGAAAUGCUGUUGUUGUAUCUGUUUGGGGUUGGGCUGGGCCGAUUCCUACCCGCCUGUUCUGGGCUGGGCUUCCUACCGCUGGGACAGCUCGCCUUGGCGGAAAUGCUGUUGUUGUAUCUGUUCUGGGCUGGGCCGGGCCGAUUCCUACCCGCUGCUUGGACAGCUCGCCUUGGCGGAAAUGCUGUUGUUGUAUCUGUUCUGGGCUGGGCCGGGCCGAUUCCUACCCGCUGCUUGGACAGCUCGCCUUGGCGGAAAUGCUGUUGUUGUAUCUGUUCUGGGUCGGGCCAGGCCGGAUUCCUACCCGCUGCUUGGACAGCUCGCCUUGGCGGAAAUGCUGUUGUUGUAUCUGUUCUGGGUCGGGACGGGCCGAUUCCUACCUGCUGCUUUGGACAGUUCUCGCCUUGGCGGAAAUGCUGUUGUUGUAUCUGUUCUGGGCUUCUCGCCUUGGCGGAAAUGCUGUUGUUGUAUCUGUUCUGGGCUGGGCCAGGCCGAUUCCUACCCGCUGCUUGGACAGCUCGCCUUGCGGAAAUGCUGUUGUUGUAUCUGUUCUGGGCUGGGCCGGGCCGAUUCCUACCCGCUGCUUGGACAGCUCGCCUUGGCGGAAAUGCUGUUGUUGUCUGUUCUGGGCUGGGCAGGCCGAUUCUACCCGCUGCUUGGACAGCUCGCCUUGGCGGAAAUGCUGUUGUUGUAUCUGUUCUGGGCUGGGCCGGGCCGAUUCCUACCGCUGCUUGGACAGCUCGCCUUGGCGAUUGUUGUUGUAUCUGUUCUGGGCUGGGCCGGGCCGAUUCCUACCCGCUGCUUGGACAGCUCGCCUUGGCGGAAAUGCUGUUGUUGUAUCUGUUCUGGGCUGGGCCGGGCCGAUUCCUACCGCUGCUUGGACAGCUCGCCUUGGCGGAAAUGCUGUUGUUGUAUCUGUUCUGGGCUGGGCCGGGCCGAUUCCCGCUGUUUGGACAGCUCGCCUUGGGUCGCGGAAAUGCUGUUGUUGUAUCUGUUCUGGGCCAGGCCGGGCCGGAAAUGUGCUUGGAUGCUCGCCUUGUUGUUGUAUCUGUUCUGGGCUGGGCCGGGCCGAUUCCUACCCGCUGCUUGGACAGCUCGCCUUGGCGGAAAUGCUGUUGUUGUAUCUGUUCUGGGCUGGGCCGGGCCGAUUCCUACCCGCUGCUGGACAGCUCGCCUUGGCGGAAAUGCUGAUUCCUGGGCCGGGCCGCCUGCUUGGACAGCUCGCCUUGGCGGAAAGGCUGUUGUUGUAUCUGUUCUGGGCUGGGCCGUGCCGAUUCCUACCCGCUGCUUGGACAUCUCGCCUUGGCGGAAAUGCAGUUGUUGUAUCUGUUCUGGGUCGGGCCAGGCCGAUUCCUACCCGCUGCUUGGACAGCUCGCCUUGGCGGAAAUGCUGUUGUUGUAUCUGUUCUGGGCUGGGCCGGGCCGAUUCCUACCCGCUGCUUGGACAGCUCGCCUUGGCGGAAAUGCUGUUGUUGUAUCUGUUCUGGGUCGGGCCAGGCCGAUUCCUACCCGCUGCUUGGACAGCUCGCCUUGGCGGAAAUGCUGUUGUUGUAUCUGUUCUGGGCUGGGCCGGGCCGAUUCCCUACCCGCUGUUGGACAGCUCGCGGAAAUGCUGUUGUUGUAUCUGUUCUGGGUCGGGCCAGGCCGUUCCUACCCGCUGCUUGGACAGCUCGCCUUGGCGGAAAUGCUGUUGUUGUAUCUGUUCUGGGCUGGGCCGGGCCGAUUCCUACCCGCUGCUUGGACAGCUCGCCUUGGCGGAAAUGCUGUUGUUGUAUCUGUUCUGGGCUGGGCCGGGCCGAUUCCUACCCGCUGCUUGGACAGCUCGCCUUGGCGGAAAUGCUGUUGUUGUAUCUGUUCUGGGGGUCCAGGCCGGGCCGAUUCCUGUUGUUGUAUCUUUUCUGCUGGGCCGACAGCUCGCGCUUGGCGGAAAUGCUGUUGUUGUAUCUGUUCUGGGUCUGGGCCGGGCCGAUUCCCCACCCGCUGCUUGGACCCGCCUGCUUGCUGUUGGACACCCCUGCUUGGACAGCUCGCCUUGGCGGAAAUGCUGUUGUUGUAUCUGUUCUGGGCUGGGCCGGGCCGAUUCCUACCCGCUGCUUGGACAGCUCGCCUUGGCGGAAAUGCUGUUGUUGUAUCUGUUCUGGUCGGGCCAGGCCGAUUCCUACCCGCUCCCUCGCGCUGCUUGGACAGCUCGCCUCACCUGGCGGAAAUGCUGUUGUUGUAUCUGUUCUGGGUCUGGGCCGAGCCGAUUCCUACCCGCUGCUUGGACAGCUCGCCUUGGCGGAAAUGCUGUUGUUGUAUCUGUUCUGGGUCUGGGCCGGGCCGAUUCCUACCCGCUGCUUGGACAGCUCGCCUUGGCGGAAAUGCUGUUGUUGUAUCUGUUCUGGGCUCGGGCCGGGCCGAUUCCCUUGGCGGAAAUGCUGCUGUUCUUGGACAGGGCCGAUUUCCUACCCGCUGCUUGCCGCCUUGGCGGAAAUGCUGUUGUUGUAUCUGUUCUGGGCUGGGCCGGGCCGAUUCCUACCCGCUGCUUGGACAGCUCGCCUUGGCGGAAAUGCUGUUGUUGUAUCUGUUCUGGGCUGGGCCGGGCCGAUUCCUACCUGCUGCUUGGACAGCUCGCCUUGGCGGAAAUGCUGUUGUUGUAUCUGUUCUGGGCUGGGCCGGGCCGAUUCCUAACCGCUGCUUGGACAGCUCGCCUUGGCGGAAAUGCUGUUGUUGUAUCCUGUUCUGGGCUGGGCCGGGCCGAUUCCUCGCUGGGCUUGGACAGCUCGCCUUGGCGGAAAUGCUGUUGUUGUAUCUGUUCUGGGUCGGGCCGGGCCGAUUCCUACCCGCUGCUUGGACAGCUCGCCUUGGCGGAAAUGCUGUUGUUGUAUCCUUUUCUGGGUCGGGCCAGGCCGAUUCCUACCAGCUCGCCUUGGCGAAAUGCUGUUGUUCUCGCCUUGGCGGAAAUGCUGUUGUUGUAUCUGUUCUGGGCUGGGCCGGGCCGAUUCCUACCCGCUGCUUGGACAGCUCGCCUUGGCGGAAAUGCUGUUGUUGUAUCUGUUCUGGGCUGGGCCGUGCCGAUUCCGGGCCGAUACCCGCUGUUUGGACAGCUCGCCUUGGCGGAAAUGCUGUUGUUGUAUCUGUUCUGGGUCUGGGCCAGGCCGAUUCCUACCCGCUGCUUGGACAGCUCGCCUUGGCGGAAAUGCUGUUGUUGUAUCUGUUCUGGGCUGGGCCGGGCCGAUUCCUACCCGCUGCUUGGACAGCUCGCCUUGGCGGGAAAUGCUGUUGUUGUAUCUGUUCUGGGUCCGGGCCGGGCCGAUUCCCUACCGCUGCUUGGACAGCUCGCCCUUGGCGGAAAUGCUGUUGUUGUAUCCGUUCUGGGCUGGGCCGGGCCGAUUCCUACCGCUGCUUGGACAGCUCGCCUUGGCGGAAAUGCUGUUGUUGUAUCUGUUCUGGGCUGGGCCGGGCCGAUUCCGCUGCCCAGCUGCUUGGACAGCUCGCCUUGGCGGAAAUGCUGUUGUUGUAUCUGUUCUGGGCUGGGCCGGGCCGAUUCCUACCCGCUGCUUGGACAGCUCGCCUUGGCGGAAAUGCUGUUGUUGUAUCUGUUCUGGGCUGGGCCGGGCCGAUUCCUACCCGCUGCUUGGACAGCUCGCCUUGGCGGAAAUGCUGUUGUUGUAUCUGUUCUGGGCUGGGCCAGGCCGAUUCCCCCGCUACCCGCUGCUUGGACAGCUCGCCUUGGCGGAAAAUGUUGUUGUAUCUGUUCUGGGUCGGGCCAGGCCGAUUCCUACCCGCUGCUUGGACAGCUCGCCUUGGCGGAAAUGCUGUUGUUGUAUCUGUUCUGGCUCGGGCCGGGCCGAUUCCUACCCGCUGCUUGGACAGCUCGCCUUGGCGGAAAAUGCUGUUGUUGUAUCUGUUCUGGGCUGGGCCGGGCCGAUUCCUACCGCUGCUUGGACAGCUCGCCUUGGCGGAAAUGCUGUUGUUGUAUCUGUUCUGGGUCGGGCCGUGCCGAUUCCCUACCGCUGCUUGGACAGCUCGCCUUGGCGGAAAUGCUGUUGUUGUAUCUGUUCUGGGCUGGGCCGGGCCGAUUCCUACCCGCUGCUUGGACAGCUCGCCUUGGCGGAAAUGCUGUUGUUGUAUCUGUUCUGGGUCGGGCCAGGCCGAUUCCUACCCGCUGCUUGGACAGCUCGCCUUGGCGGAAAUGCUGUUGUUGUAUCUGUUCUGGGCUGGGCCGUGCCGAUUCCUACCGCUGCUUGGACAGCUCGCCUUGGCGGAAAUGCUGUUGUUGUAUCUGUUCUGGGUCGGGCCAGGCCGAUUCCUACCCGCUGCUUGGACAUCUGUUCUGGGUCGGGCCGGGCCGAUUCCCCUGCCUCGCCUUGGCGGAAAUGCUGUUGUUGUCAUUCCCUACCUGCUGCUUGGACAGCUCGCCUUGGCGGAAAUGCUGUUGUUGUAUCUGUUCUGGGGCGGGCCGGGCCGAUUCCUACCCGCUGCUUGGACAGCUCGCCUUGGCGGAAAUGCUGUUGUUGUAUCUGUUCUGGGUCCGGGCUGGGCCGAUUCCGACCCGCUGCUUGGACAGCUCGCCUUGGCCUGCCUGCUGCUUGGACAGGCCAGGCCGAUUCCUACCCGCUGCUUGGACAGCUCGCCUUGGCGGAAAUGCUGUUGUUGUAUCUGUUCUGGGUCGGGCCGGGCGAUUGUUACCCGCUGCUUGGACAGCUCGCCUUGGCGGAAAUGCUGUUGUUGUAUCUGUUCUGGGCCGGGCCGGGCCGAUUCCUACCCGCUGCUUGGACAGCUCGCCUUGGCGGAAAUGCUGUUGUUGUAUCUGUUCUGGGCUGGGCCGGGCCGAUUCCUACCCGCUGCUUGGACAGCUCGCCUUGGCGGAAAUGCUGUUGUUGUAUCUGUUCUGGGCUGGGCCGGGCCGAUUCCUACCCGCUGUUUGGACAGCUCGCCUCGGCGGAAAUGCUGUUGUUGUAUCUGUUCUGGGCUGGGCCGUGGCCGAUUCCUACCAGCUGCUUGGACAGUUGCCUUGGCGGAAAUGCAGUUGUUGUAUCUGUUCUGGGCUGGGCCGGGCCGAUUCCUACCCGCUGCUUGGACAGCUCGCCUUGGCGGAAAUGCUGUUGUUGUAUCUGUUCUGGGCUGGGCCGGGCCGAUUCCUACCCGCUGCUUGGACAGCUCGCCUUGGCGGAAAUGCUGUUGUUGUAUCUGUUCUGGGUCGGGCCAGGCCGAUUCCUACCAACUGCUUGGACAGCUCGCCUUGGCGGAAAUGCUGUUGUUGUAUCUGUUCUGGUCUGGGCCGGGCCGAUUCCUACCGCUGCUUGGACAGCUCGCCUUGGCGGAAAUGCUGUUGUUGUAUCUGUUCUGGGCGGGCCAGGCCGAUUCCUACCCGCUGCUUGGACAGCUCGCCUUGGCGGAAAUGCUGUUGUUGUAUCUGUUCUGGGCUGGGCCGGGCCGAUUCCUACCAGCUGCUUGGACAGCUCGCCUUGGCGGAAAUGCUGUUGUUGUAUCUGUUCUGGGUCGGGCCAGGCCGAUUCCUACCCGCUGCUUGGACAGCUCGCCUUGGCGGAAAUGCUGUUGUUGUAUCCGUUCUGGGCUGGGCCGGGCCGAUUCCUACCUGCUGCUUGGACAGCUUCGCCUCGCCUUGGCGGAAAUGCUGUUGUUGUAUCUAUCUGUUCCGUUCUACCCGGGAUAGCUCGCCUUGGCGAAAUGCUGUUGUUGUAUCUGUUCUGGUUCGGGCCGGGCCGAUUCCUACCCGCCCGCUUGGACAGCUCGCCUUGGACAAUGCUGUUGUUGUAUCUGUUCUGGGCUGGCCGGGCCGAUUCCUACCGGAAAUGCCUGUUGUUGUAUCUGUUCUGGGCUUGGGCCAGGCGAUUCCUACCCGCUGCUUGGACAUCUCGCCUUGGCGGAAAUGCUGUUGUUGUAUCUGUUCUGGGUCGGGCCAGGCCGAUUCCUACCCGCUGCUUGGACAGCUCGCCUUGGCGGAAAUGCUGUUGUUGUAUCUGUUCUGGGCUGGGCCGGGCCGAUUCCCUACCCGCUGCUUGGACAGCUCGCCUUGGCGGAAAUGCUGUUGUUGUAUCUGUUCUGGGGCCGGGCCUGGCCGAUUCCUACCCGCUGCUUGGACAGCUCGCCCUUGGCGGAAAUGCUGUUGUUGUAUCUGUUCUGGGCUGGGCCGGGCCGAUUCCUACCCGCUGCUUGGACAGCCUGCCUUGGCGGAAAUGCUGUUGUUGUAUCCGUUCUGGGCUGGGCCGGGCCGAUUCCUACCGCUGCUUGACAGCUCGCCUUGGCGGAAAUUGGACAGCUCGGCCAGCCGAUUCCUACCCGGAAAUGCAGUUGUUGUAUCUGUUCUGGGCCGGGCCAGGCUGAUUCUAACCUGCUGCUUGGACAGCUCGCCUUGGCGGAAAUGCUGUUGUUGUAUCUGUUCUGGGCUGGGCCGGGCCGAUUCCUACCUGCUGCUUGGACAGCUCGCCUUGGCGGAAAUGCUGUUGUUGUAUCUGUUCUGGGACAGGCCAGGCCGAUUCCACCCGCUGCUUGGACAGCUCGCCUUGGCGGAAAUGCUGUUGUUGUAUCUGUUCUGGGUCGGGCCGGGCCGAUUCCUACCCUGCUGGACUUGGACAGCUCGUUCCUGGCGGAAAUGCUGUUGUUGUAAUGCUGUUGUUGUAUCUGUUCUGGGUCUGGGCCGGGCCGAUUCCUACCGCUGCUUGGACAGCUCGCCUUGGCGGAAAUGCUGUUGUUGUAUCUGUUCUGGGCUGGGCCGGGCCGAUUCCUACCCGCUGUUUGGACAGCUCGCCUUGGCGGAAAGGCUGUUGUUGUAUCUGUUCUGGGCUGGGCCGUGCCGAUUCCUACCCGCUGCUUGGACAUCUCGCCUUGGCGGAAAUGCUGUUGUUGUAUCUGUUCUGGGCUGGCCGGGCCGAUUCCUACCCGCUGCUUGGACAGCUCGCCUUGGCGGAAAUUUUGUUGUAUCUGUUCUGGGCUUCUGGGCUCAGGCCAGGCCGACCCGCUGCUUGGACAGCUCGCCUUGGCGGAAAUGCUGUUGUUGUAUCUGUUCUGGGCUGGGCCAGGCCGAUUCCUACCCGCUGUUUUGGACAGCUCGCCUUGGCGGAAAUGCUGUUGUUGUAUCUGUUCUGGGUGGGCCGGGCCGAUUCCUACCAGCUGCUUGGACAGCUCGCCUUGGCGGAAAUGCUGUUGUUGUAUCUGUUCUGUUCCACCUCUGGCCUUGGCGGAAAUGCUGUUGUUGUAUCUGUUCUGGGUCCCGAUUCCUACCCGCUGCUUGGACAGCUCGCCUUGGCGGAAAUGCUGUUGUUGUAUCUGUUCUGGGCUGGGCCGGGCCGAUUCCUACCCGCUGCUUGGACAGCUCGCCUUGGCGGAAAUGCUGUUGUUGUAUCUGUUCUGGGACGGGCCAGGCCGAUUCCUACCCGCUGCUUGGACAGCUCGCCUUGGCGGAAAUGCUCUUGUUGUAUCUGUUCUGGGUCAACCAGGCCGAUUCCUACCCGCUGCUUGGACAGCUCGCCUUGGCGGAAAUGCUGUUGUUGUAUCUGUUCUGGGCUGGGCCGCCGAUUCCUACCUCGCUGCUUGGACAGCUCGCGUGCCGAUUGGCGGAAAUGCUGUUGUUGUAUCUGUUCUGGCUGGGCCGGCCGAUUCCUACCCGCUGCUUGGACAGCUCGCCUUGGCGGAAAUGUUGUUGUUGUAUCUGUUCUGGGGACAGCUCGGGCCAGGUUGUUGAUUCCUACCGAUUCCCACCCGCUGCUUGGACAGCUGCUUGGACUGUUCUCUGGGCCGGGCCGAUUCCUACCCGCUGCUGGACAGCUCGCCCUGGCGAAAUGCUGUUGUUGUAUCUGUUCUGGGUCGGGCCGGGCCGAUUCCUACCGCUGCUUGGACAGCUCGCCUUGGCGGAAAUGCUGUUGUUGUAUCUGUUCUGGGCUGGGCCGUGCCGAUUCCUACCUGCUUGGACAGCUCGCCUUUGGCGGAAAUGCUGUUGUUGUAUCUGUUCUGGGCUGGGCCGGGCCGAUUCUACCGCUGCUUGGACAGCUCGCCUUGGCGGAAAUGCUGUUGUUGUUGUUCUGGCUCCAGGCCUUCCUACCCGCUGGCUCGCCUGGCGGAAAUGCUGUUGUUGUAUCUGUUCUGGGCUCCUGCCCGCUGGCCUUGGGGAAAUACUGAUUCCUACCCGCUGCUUGGACAGCUCGCCUUGGCGGAAAUGCUGUUGUUGUAUCUGUUCUGGGCUGGGCUGGGCCGAUUCUACCGCUGCUUGGACAGCUCGCCUUGGCGGAAAUGCUGUUGUUCUGUUCUGGGUCGGGCCGAGGCCGAUUCCCAUUCCUUGGACUCGCCUUGGCGGAAAUGCUGUUGGACAGGGUCGGGCCAGGCCGCCUUGGCGGAAAAAUGCUGUUGUUCUCGCCUUGGCGGAAAUGCUGUUGUUGUAUCUGUUUGGCUGGCCAGGCCGAUUCCUUACCCGCUGCUGGACAGCUCGCCUUGGCGGAAAUGCUGUUGUUGUAUCUUUUCUCUGUCGGGCCAGGCGGAUUCCCACCUGCUGCUUGGACAGCUCGCCUUGGCGGAAAUGCUGUUGUUGUAUCUGUUCUGGGUCGGGCCGGGCCGAUUCCUACCCGCUGCUUUGGACAGCUCGCCUUGGCGGAAAUGGGCUGGGCCCGUUGUUGGACAGCUCGCUCUUGGCGAUAUGCUGUGUUGUAUCUGUUCUGGUCGGGCCGGGCCGAUUCCUACCCGCUGCUUGGACAGCUCGCCUUGGCGGAAAUGCUGUUGUUGUAUCUGUUCUGGGCUGGGCCAGGCCGAUUCCUACCUCGCUGCUUGGACAGCUCGCCUUGGCGGAAAUGCUGUUGUUGUAUCUGUUCUGGGCCGGGCCAGGCCGAUUCCUACCCGCUGCUUGGACAGCUCGCCUUGGCGGAAAUGCUGUUGUUGUAUCUGUUCUGGGCUGGGCCGGGCCGAUUCCUACCCGCUGCUUGGACAGCUCGCCUUGGCGGAAAUGCUGUUGUUGUAUCCGUUCUGGGCUGGGCCGGGCCGAUUCCUACCGCUGCUUGGACAGCUCGCCUUGGCGGAAAUGCUGUUGUUGUAUCUGUUCUGGGCGGGCCAGGCCGAUUCCUACCCGCUGCUUGGACAGCUCGCCUUGGCGGAAAUGCUGUUGUUGUAUCUGUUCUGGGGGCCGGGCCGAUUCCCUACCGCCCGCUUGGACAGCUCGCCUUGGCGGAAAUGCUGUUGUUGUAUCUGUUCUGGGUCGGGCCAGGCCGAUUCCUACCUCGCUGCUUGGACAGCUCUGGGCUGGGCCGGGCCGAUUCCUACCGCCUUGGCGCCUUGGAAAUGUUGUUGUUGUAUCUGUUCUGGGUCUGGGCCGGCCGAUUCCUACCCGCUGCUUGGACAGCUCGCCUUGGCGGAAAUGCUGUUGUUGUAUCUGUUCUGGGCUGGGCCAGGCCGAUUCCCUACCUUCUGGGUCAGGACAGCUCGCCUUGGCGGAAAUGCUGUUGUUGUAUCUGUUCUGGGCUGGGCCAGGCCGAUUCCUACCCGCUGCUUGGACAUCUUGCCUUGGCGGAAAUGCUGUUGUUGUAUCUGUUCUGGGUCGGGCCAGGCCGAUUCCUACCCGCUGCUUGGACAGCUCGCCUUGGCGGAAAUGCCUUGUUGUAUCUGUUCUGGGCUGGGCCGGAUUCCUGCCGCUUGGGACAGCUCGAAAUUCCCUCCGCCCGAUUGGCGGAAAUGUGCUUGUUGUAUCUGUUCUGGGUCAGGCCAGGCCGAUUCCUCCGCUGCUUGGACAGCUCGCCUUGGCGGAAAUGCUGUUGUUGUAUCUGUUCUGGGCUGGGCCGGGCCGAUUCCCUACCCCGCUGCUUGGACAGCUCGCCUUGGCGGAAAUGCUGUUGUUGUAUCUGUUCUGGUCUGGGCCAGGCCGAUUCCUACCCGCUGCUUGGACAGCUCGCCUUGGCGGAAAUGCUGUUGUUGUAUCUGUUCUGGGCUGGGCCAGGCCGAUUCCUACCCCGCUGCUGACAGCUCGCCUUGGCGGAAAUGCUGUUGUUGUAUCUGUUCUGGGCUGGGCCGGGCCGGGCUGCGGACAGCUCCUUGUUGUUGUAUCUGUUCUGCGCCGGGCCGGGCCGAUUCCUGCUUCACCGCCCAGCGGAAAUGCUGCUGGGCUUCCUACCCGGCUUGGACAGCUCGCCUUGGCGGAAAUGCUGUUGUUGUAUCUGUUCUGCGCUGGGCCGGGCGGAUUCCGCUGGCUUGGCUGGGCCUACCCGCUGCUUGAUUCUACCCGCUGCUUUUGGACAGCUCGCCUUGGCGGAAAUGCUGUUGUUGUAUCUGUUCUGGGUCAGGCCAGGCCGAUUCCUUUACCGCUGCUUGGACAGCUCGCCUUGGCGGAAAUGCUGUUGUUGUAUCUGUUCUGGGGCGGGCCAGGCCGAUUCCUACCCGCUGCUUGGACAGCUCGCCUUGGCGGAAAUGCUGUUGUUGUAUCUGUUCUGGGCUGGGCCGGGCCGAUUCCUACCUGCUGCUUGGACAGCUCGCCUUGGCGGAAAUGUUGUUGUUGUAUCUGUUCUGGUCGGGCCAGGCCGAUUCCUACCCGCUUUCUGGACAGCUCGCCUUGGCGGAAAUGCUGUUGUUGUAUCUGUUCUGGGUCGGGCCAGGCCGAUUCCUACCCGCUGCUUGGACAGCUCGCCUUGGCGGGAAAUGCUGUUGUUGUAUCUGUUCUGGGCUGGGCCGGGCCGAUUCCUACCCGCUGCUGCUUGGACAGCUCCUUUGGCGGAAAUGCUGUUGUUGUAUCUGUUCUGGGCUGGGCCGGGCCGAUUCCCCGCUGCUUGGACAGCUCGCCUUGGCUGCUGUUCUGGGCUGGACAGCUCCCGCCUUGGACAGCUCGGAAAUGCUGUUGUUGUAUCUGUUCUGGGCUCGGGCCAGGCCGAUUCCUACCCGCUGCUUGGACAGCUCGCCUUGGCGGAAAUGCUGUUGUUGUAUCUGUUCUGGACACUGGGCGGGCGAUUCCUACCGGGCUGGAUCUUCCUACCCGCUGCUUGACAGCUCGCCUUGGCGGAAAUGCUGUUGUUGUAUCUGUUCUGGGCUGUAUCCGUUCUGGACAGCUAGCCAGGCCGAUUCCUGUUGUUGUAUCUGUUCUGGGCUGGGCCGGGCAGAUUCCCUGCCGCUGCUUGACAGCUCGCCUCGGGAAAUGCUGUUGUUGUAUCUGUUCUGGGUCAGGCCAGGCCGAUUCCUACCCGCUGCUUGGACAGCUCGCCUUGGCGAAAUGCUGUUGUUGUAUCUGUUCUGGUCGGGCCAGGCCGAUUCCUACCCGCUGCUUGGACAGCUCGCCUUGGCGGAAAUGCUGUUGUUGUAUCUACCCAUUCUGGGCUGGGCGGGCCGAUUCCCACCUGCCGAUUCCUACCCGCUGUUCUUGGACAGCUCGCCUUGGCGGAAAUGGCGGAAAUGUUGUUGUAUCUGUUCUGGGUCGGGGCUGGGCCGAUUCCCACCCGCUGCUUGGACAGCUUCGCCUUGGCGGAAAUGCUGGUGUUGUAUCUGUUCUGGGAUGGGCCAGGCCGAUUCCUACCCUUGGACUGCUUGGCGGACAGCUGUUGUUGUAUCUUUUUCUGCUUGGCGGAAAUGCCAGCUCGCUGCUGUUGUAUCUGUUCUGGGUCGGGCCAGGCCGAUUCCUCACCCGCUGCUUGGGACAGCUCGCCUUGGCGGAAAUGCUGUUGUUGUAUCCGUUCUGGGUCGGGCCAGGCCGAUUCCUACCCGCUGCUUGGAUAGCUCGCCUUGGCGGAAAUGCUGUUGUUGUAUCUGUUCUGGGUCGGGCCAGGCCGAUUCCUACCUGCCGCUUGGACAGCUCGCCUUGGCGGAAAUGCUGUUGUUGUAUCUGUUCUGGGUCGGCCAGGCCGAUUCCCCACCCGCUGCUUGGACAGCUCCUUGGCGGAAAUGCUGGUGUUGUAUCUGUUCUGGUCGGCCAGGCUGAUUCCUACCCCGCUGCUUGGACAGCUGUUCUGGCCCGGGCCGAUUCCUUGGCGGAAAUGUUGUUGUUGUAUCUGUUUCUGGGUCCCUACCCGGGCCAGGCCUGUUGUUGUGUCCUGGGCUGGAGCCGGAGCCGACCCUCCCGCUGCUUGGACAGCUCGCCUUGGCGGAAAUGCUGUUGUUGUAUCUGUUCUGGGUCGGGCCAGGCCGAUUCCUACCCGCUGCUUGGACAGCUCGCCUUGGCGGAAAUGCUGUUGUUGUAUUCUGUUCUGGGUCGGGCCGGGCCGAUUCCUACCCGCUGCUUGGACAGCUCGCCUUGGCGGAAAUGCUGUUGUUGUAUCUGUUCUGGGCGGGCCAGGCCGAUUCCACCCGCUGCUUGGACAGCUCGCCUUGGCGGAAAUGCUGUUGUUGUAUCUGUUCUGGGUCAGCCGGGCCGAUUCCCACCCGCUGCUUGGACAGCUCGCCUUGGCGGAAAUGCUGUUGUUGUAUCUGUUCUGGUCGGCCAGCCGAUUCCUCACCCGCUGCUUGGACAGCUUUGCCUUGGCGGAAAUGUUGUUGUAUCUGUUCUGGGCUGGGCCAGGCCGAUUCCUACCCGCUGCUUGGACAGCUCGCCUUGGCGGAAAUGCUGUUGUUGUAUCCGUUCUGGGCUGGCCGGGCCGAUUCCUACCCGCUGCUUGGACAGCCGCCUUGGCGGAAAUGCUGUUGUUGUAUCUGUUCUGGCUGGGCCGGGCCGAUUCCUACCCGCUGCUUGGACAGCUGCCCUGGCGGAAAUUGUUGUUGUUGUAUCGUUCCCACCCGCUGCUGGGCUCGGGCCUGUUGAUUCCUGGGCCCGCCGCUUGGACAGCCUGCCUUGGCGGAAAUGCUGUUGUUGUAUCUGUUCUGGCCGAUUCCCAACCUGCUGCUUGGACAGCUCGCCUUGGCGGAAAUGCUGUUGUUGUAUCUGUUCUGGGCUGGGCCAGGCCGAUUCCUACCCGCUGCUUGACAGCUCGCGCCUUGGCGGAAAUGUUGUUGUUGUAUCUGUUCUGGGCUGGGCCAGGCCGAUUCCUACCCGCUGCUUGGACAGCCUGCCUUGGCGGAAAUGUUGUUGUUGUAUCUGUUCUGGGCUGGGCAGGCCGAUUCCUACCUGCUGCUUGGACAGCUCGCCUUGGCGGAAAUGCUGUUGUUGUAUCUGUUCUGGGCCGGGCAAGGCCGAUUCCUCACCUGCUGCUUGGACAGCUCGCCUUGGCGGAAAUGUUGUUGUUGGGCUGGGCCGGGCUGUUCUGGGCUGGGCCGAUUGUUGCAACCUGUUCUGCGCUGGGCCACAUUCCUAUCUCGCCAGCUCGCCUUGGCGGAAAUGCUGUUGUUGUAUCUGUUCUGGCUGGGCGUGCCGAUUCCUACCCGCUGCUUGGACAGCUCUGCCUUGGCGGAAAUGCAUUUGUUGUAUCUGUUCUGGGACGGGCCGAGCCGAUUCCUACCCGCUGUUUGGACAGCUCGCCUGGCGGGAAAUGCUGUUGUUGUAUCUGUUCUGGGUCGGGCCAGGCCGAUUCCUACCGCUGCUUGGACAGCUCGCCUUUGGCGGAAAUGCUGUUGUUGUAUCUGUUCUGGGUCGGCCAGGCCGAUUCCUCACCUGCUGCUUGGACAGCUGUUGUUAUCUUGGCGGAAAUGUUGUUGUUGGCGAUCUGUUCUGGGGCCGGGCCGAUUCCGAUUCUACCCGCUGCUUGGACAGCUCGCCUGGCGGAAAUGUGUGUUGUAUCUGUUCUGGGCUGGGCCGGGCCGAUUCCUACCCGCUGCUUGGACAGCUCGCCUUGGCGGAAAUGCUGUUGUUGUAUCUGUUCUGGCCGGGCCAGGCGAUUCCUACCCGCUGUUUGGACAGCUCGCCUCGGCGGAAAUGCUGUUGUUGUAUCUGUUCUGGGCUGGGCCGGGCCGAUUCCUACCCGCUGCUUGGACAGCACGCCUUGGCGGAAAUGCUGUUGUUGUAUCUGUUCUGCGCCGGGCCGGGCCGAUUCCUACCCGCUGCUUGGACAGCUCGCCUUGGCGGAAAUGCUGUUGUUGUAUCUGUUCUGGGUGGGCCAGGCCGAUUCCUACCUGCUGCUUGGACAGCUCGCCUUGGCGGAAAUGCUGUUGUUGUAUCUGUUCUGGGUCGGGCCAGGCCGAUUCCUUACCUGCUGCUUGGACAGCUCGCCUUGGCGGAAAUGCUGUUGUUGUAUCUGUCUGGGUCGGGCCAGGCCCGAUUCCUACCUGCUGCUUGGACAGCUCGCCUUUGGCGGAAAUGCUGUUGUUGUAUCUGUUCUGGCUGGGCCGUUGCCGAUCUGUUUGAGGUUGGGCCCUUCCUGCUGCUUGGACAGCUGGCCUUGGCGGAAAUGCUGUUGUUGUAUCUGUUCUGGGCUGGGCCGGGCCGAUUCCUACCGCUGAUUCAGCUACCCGGCUGCUUUGGAUCAGCUAGCCUUGGCAGAAAUGUUGUUGUUGUAUCUGUUCUGGGUCGGCCUGGGCUGGGCCGAUUCCGACCUGCUGUUUGGACAGCUUCGCCCGGCGGAAAUGCUGUUGUUGUAUCUGUUCUGGGUUGGGCCGGGCCGAUUCCUACCCGCUGCUUGGACAGCUCGCCUUGGCGGAAAUGCUGUUGUUGUAUCUGUUCUCUGGGCCGGGCCAGGCCGAUUCCUUUACCUGCUGCUUGGACAGCUCGCCCUUGGCGGAAAUGCUGUUGUUGUAUCUGUUCUGGGUCUGGCCAGGCCGAUUCCUACCUGCUGCUUGGACAGCUGGCCUUGGCGGAAAUGUUGUUGUUGUAUCUGUUCUGCGCUUUGGCCGGGCCGAUUUUCACCGCUGCUUGGACAGCUCGCCUUUGGCGGAAAUGUUGUUGUUGUAUCUGUUCUGGGUUGGGCCAGGCCGAUUCCUACCCGCUGCUUGGACAGCUCGCCUUGGCGGAAAUGCUGUUGUUGUAUCUGUUCUGUCGCCGGGCCAGGCCGAUUUCACCCGCUGCUUGGACAGCUCGCCUUGGCGGAAAUGUUGUUGUAUCUGUUCUGUAUUCCUACCGCUGCUUGGACAGCUCGCCUUGGCGGAAAUGCUGUUGGCCUGUUCUGGGCCGGGCCGAUUCCUACCCGCUGCUUGGACAGCUCUCGCCUUGGCGGAAAUGCUGUUGUUGUAUCUGUUCUGGUCGGGCCAGGCCGAUUCUCACCCGCUGCUUGGACAGCUCGCCUUGGCGGAAAUGCUGUUGUUGUUGUAUCUGUUCUGGGCUGGGCCAGGCGAUUCCCAACCGGGCUUGGAUAGCUCGCCUUGGCGAAAUGUUGUUGUAUCUGUUCUGGUUGGGCCAGGCCGAUUCUUACCGCUGCUUGACAGCCCGCCUUGGCGGAAAUGCUGUUGUUGUAUCUGUUCUGGGUGGGCCAGGCCGAUUCCUACCUGCUGCUUGGACAGCACUCGCCUUGGCGGAAAUGCUGUUGUUGUAUCUGUUCUGGGUCGGGCCGGGCCGAUUCCUACCCGCUGCUUGGACAGCUCGCCUUGGCGGAAAUGCUGUUGUUGUAUCUGUUCUGGGCUGGGCCGGGCCGAUUCCACCCGCCGCUUGGACAGCUCGCCUUGGCGGAAAUGCUGUUGUUGUAUCUGUUCUGGGGCUGGGCCGGGCGGAUUCCUAUCCGCUGCUUGGACAGCUCGCCUUGGCGGAAAUGCUGUUGUUGUAUCUGUUCUGGGUCGGCCACAGGCCGAUUCCUACCCGCUGCUUGGACAGCUCGCCUUGGCGGAAAUGCUGUUGUUGUAUCUGUUCUGGUCGGGCCAGGCCGAUUCCUAAACCGCUGCUUGAUAGCUCGCCUUGGCGGAAAUGCUGUUGUUGUAUCUGUUCUGGGUCGGGCCAGGCCGAUUGUUACCUGCUGCUUGGACAGCUGCCUUGGCGGAAAUGCUGUUGUUGUAUCUGUUCUGGGUCGGCCAGGCCGAUUGUUACCCGCUGCUUGGACAGCUCGCCUUGGCGGAAAUGCUGUUGUUGUAUCUGUUUUGGGUCGGGCCAGGCCGAUUCCUACCGCUGCUUGGACAGCUCGCCUUUGGCGGAAAUGCUGUUGUUGUAUCUGUUCUGGGUCGGGCCAGGCCGAUUCCCUACCCGCCGUUGGACUGCUUGGACAGCCUUGCCUGUUGGGCUGGGCCGGGCCGAUGCUGUUGUUGUAUCUGUUCUGGGCGCUGGGCCGGGCGGAUCCUAUCCGCUGCUUGGACAGCUCGCCUUGGCGGAAAUGCUGUUGUUGUAUCUGUUCUGGUCAACCAGGCGAUUCCUACCCGCUGCUUGGACAGCUCGCCUUGGCGGAAAAUGCUGUUGUUGUAUCUGUUCUGGGUCGGCCAGGCCGAUUCCUAACUGCUGCUUGGAUAGCUCGCCUUGGCGGAAAAAUGCUGUUGUUCUCGCCUUGGCGGAAAAUGCUGUUGUUGUAUCUUUCUGGGUGGGCCAGGCCGAUUCCUACCCGCUGCUUGGACAGCUCGCCUUGGCGGAAAUGCUGUUGUUGUAUCUGUUCUGGGGUUGGGCCGGGCCGAUUCCUACCCGCUGCUUGGACAGCUCGCCUUGGCGGAAAUGCUGUUGUUGUAUCUGUUCUGGGCCGGGCCGGGCCGAUUCCUACCCGCUGCUUGGACAGCUCGCCUGGCGGAAAUGUGUUGUUGUAUCUGUUCUGGGCUGGGCCGGGCCGAUUCCCAACCGCUGCUGGACAGCUCGCCUUGGCGGAAAUGCUGUUGUUGUAUCUGUUCUGGGUCGGGCCAGGCCGAUUCCUACCCGCUGCUUGGACAGCUCGCCUUGGCGGAAAUGCUGUUGUUGUAUCUGUUCUGGGUCGGGCCAGGCCGAUUCCUACCUGCUGCUUGGACAGCUCGCCUUGGCGGAAAUGCUGUUGUUGUAUCUGUUCUGGGUCGGGCCGGGCCGAUUCCACCUGCUGCUUGGACAGCUCGCCUUGGCGGAAAUGUUGUUGUUGUAUCUGUUCUGGGCUGGGCCGGGCCGAUUCCUACCCGCUGCUUGGACAGCUCGCCUUGGCGGAAAUGCUGUUGUUGUAUCUGUUCUGGGCAGGGCCGGGCGAUUCCUACCCGCUGCUUGGACAGCUCGCCUUGGCGGAAAUGCUGUUGUUGUAUCUGUUCUGGGUCGGGCCCGGCUGAUUCCUACCCGCUGCUUGGACAGCUCGCCUUGGCGGAAAUGCUGUUGUUGUAUCUGUUCUGGCUCGGGCCGGGCCGAUUCCUCACCCGCUGCUUGGACAGCUCGCCUUGGCGAAAAUGUUGUUGUUGUAUCUGUUCUGGGUCGGGCCAGGCCGAUUCCUACCCGCUGCUUGACAGCUUGCCUUGGCGGAAAUGCUGUUGUUGUAUCUGUUCUGGUCGGGCCAGGCCGAUUCCUACCCGCUGCUUGGACAGCUCGCCUUGGCGGUAAUGCUGUUGUUGUAUCUUAUUCUGGGCUGGGCCAGGCCGAUUCCUACCCGCUUCUUGGACAGCUUGCCUUGGCAGAAAUGCUGUUGAAAUCUGUUCUGGCUGGGCCGGGCCGAUCCACCCCUGUUUGGACAGGCCAGGCGGAAAUUCCUAUUUGUAUCUGCUGCUUGGAUUCCUACCGCGCACAGCUCGCCUUGGCGGGAAAUGCUGUUGUUGUAUCUGUUCUGGGUGGGCCAGGCCGAUUCCACCCGCUGCUUGGACAGCUGCCUUGGCGGAAAUGCUGUUGUUGUAUCUGUUCUGGUCGGGUAAGGCCGAUUCCCACCUGCUGCUUGGACAGCUCGCCUUGGCGGAAAUGCUGGGCCAGACCAGUUGUUGUUGUAUCUGUUCUGGUCUGGGCCAGGCCGAUUCCUACCCGCUGCUUGGACAGCUCGCCUUGGCGGAAAUGCUGUUGUUGUAUCUGUUCUGGGUCGGGCCAGGCCGAUUCCUACCUGCUGCUUGGACAGCUCGCCUUGGCGGAAAUGCUGUUGUUGUAUCUGUUCUGGGUCGGGCCAGGCCGAUUCCACAACUGCUUGGACAGCUCGCCUUGGCGGAAAUGCUGUUGUAUCUGUUCUGGGUCGGGCAAGGCCGAUUCCUACCCGCUGUUUGGACAGCUCGCCUUGGCGGAAAUGCUGUUGUUGUAUCUGUUCUGGGUCGGGCCGGGCCGAUUCCUACCCGCUGUUUGGACAGCUCGCCUUAUGGAAAUGCUGUUGUUGUAUCUGUUCUGGGCUGGGCCAAUGCCGAUUCCUACCGCUGCUUGGACAGCACGCCUUGGCGGAAAUGCCCGUUGUUGUAUCUGUUCUGGCCGGGUCAGGGCCGAUUCCUACCCGCUGCUUGGACAGCUCGCCUUGGCGGAAAUGCUGUUGUUGUAUCUGUUCUGGGUUGGGCCGGGCCGAUUCCUACCCGCUGCUUGGACAGCUCGCCUUGGCGGAAAUGCUGUUGUUGUAUCUGUUCUGGGCUGGGCCAGGGCUGAUUCCUACCCGCUGCUUGGACAGCUCGCCUUGGCGGAAAUGCUGUUGUUGUAUCUGUUCUGGUCGGGCCAGGCCGAUUCCACCACUUGCUUGGACAGCUCGCCUUGGCGGAAAUGCUUGUUGUAUCUGUUCUGGUCGGGCCAGGCCGAUUCCUAA